Molecule: messenger RNA, 3368 nt
Organism: Gambusia affinis (western mosquitofish)
Lineage: Eukaryota; Metazoa; Chordata; Actinopteri; Cyprinodontiformes; Poeciliidae
Product: C-C chemokine receptor type 1-like
Exons: 3
Coding region: 378-1451 (357 amino acids)
Biological process (GO): G protein-coupled receptor signaling pathway; immune response; chemotaxis
Cellular component (GO): membrane
Molecular function (GO): chemokine receptor activity
Source: RefSeq, a predicted model, not a curated record
GAGGAUAUCUUGGUAAUCUUUAUCUGGUUGGAGGAUAGAUAAAAUGCUCUAACACAACUCCUGUCAGUAGAAUAUCUUGAGCAUUUCCUUUCGUAGAAUUAUCAAACUGCUCACAAACCAUAGUGAUAUGAUGUAACUCUAGCUGCAGCUGCAACUUAAGAGUUUGUUAUAUAAGAUGUUGUGUUUGAAACUGUGUGUACAGCUUGUGACAGGCUCCAGUUAUCAUAUACUGAAAUCAGGCAGAGACAUGCACACAGGGGCUUUGUUGAAACCUCCUUUCUUUUCAUGAUACAAAUUGCUCAGUAUAAGACGGACUUUCACAAUCACAGCCUGAAGCUUCUUGGUCGGAUCAGUGGCGAGAAAGAUUCUGCACAAAGAUGACACCAACAAACUCCAGCUUUGAUUUCUGGAAUUUUGCAGAAGAGCCGAUUGAACUGUGUAGAAGGGAUGAUGAUAACAAACUGGGAGCAAAUCUGUCUUACAUUUACUACUUCAUGUUUGUCUUCAGUGUUUUCACCAACCUGCUGGUUGUGGUUAUCAUCUACCGGUUCGAGAGGCUGGCCACUGUGAUCAACAUCUUGCUGGUCAACCUGGUGGCGUCCUCCCUGAUCUUAAUGAGCAGCCUUCCCUUCGUGGGUGUCUACAUGCAGAAAUCUGAUUGGAUUUUUGGCUCAGCUAUGUGCAAGAUCGUCUUCAGCGUCUACUACCUGGGUUUUUACAGUUCUGUUUUCUUUUUAACUCUGCUGACUAUUGAUCGCUAUGUUUAUGUUGUGUUUUCACUGACCUCAACAAAUGUUAGGAGUCAAUGUUACGCAGUCAUUUCCUGUGGAGUGGUGUGGGUGAUCAGUGGUUUGGCUUGCAUUAGGCCCAUGAUCCUCCAUGGAACCUUUAGGCAUUGGGGCAAAAUGCACUGUGAGGAGUUGGCCUUUAUUGAUGGGAUGAAUGUAGAGAAGCUCAACACGGCUGGAUUUUAUAUUCAGCUUUUUGUCUUCUUGAUCCUUCCUCUGGUUGUUAUCAUAUUUUGUUAUACUAGGAUUGUGAUCACCAUCAAAAAGUCCCAAUCAGGUUCUAAAUACCACGCAGUCAGGGUGAUGCUCAUGAUCUUAGUGUUGUUCUUCAUCUGCUGGAUCCCUCUUAACAUUGUAGAACUCCUGCAUUAUGAAUAUGAGUCUGGUUUGAGCUGUGAAGAUAAAAAGAGACUCGGUUACGCUCUUCAUGUCACCCGCAACAUGGCGUACUUUUACUUCUGCAUCAGUCCAAUCUUUUAUACGUUUAUGGAAAGGAAAUUCCAGGAGCACUUCAAACAGCUGCUGGUCAAAUGUUUCCCAGGCCUAAAGAAGCACAUUUUGGUCAACAAAGACAACAGAACAGCAAUUCCCACAGCAGGAACUGAAUACAGUGAUGGGAAGCAAAGCGUGUCUUUCUUAAACACUCCUGAAAACGCUCUCUGAGUUUACUUUUGUUUCCACUGAGUCAAAGGAAGGAGUAAACGUGGGGGGAAGGCUUUCAUGCUAAAAAACCACCCCGUGAUCGGUACGUGCAAGAAAAGGUUUCAUGGUAAUGGCAUUUCAUUUUGACAUAGUAACCGCCUCAAUAAAUUCUUUAAACAGAGCAUAAGUUGUCAGACUGUUCAGACUGAUAGCAUCUUUACAGGAAAAAAACUGCAGCUUUUUUCCCCUCCCUCUACAAGACUGAUAAAACACGGGUCAAUUUCAGUUUCAAGUAAAAAGGGAAGAAAAAGGAGAACAACGAAAUUGUUCAAUUUGAUAUUCCUUUGAAUUUCGUUAUUUUCCCUUUUUUCUCAUUUUGUAUGAUAAAAGAAGCAUCCUUGUCCUGUGUUUCUUUUCAAAUAAGGAAGCACUGAAAAAUGAGAAAUUCUCCAAAAGUUGAAGUUAAAAAAAUUUAAUAAUCAUCUAAUCAUUAUGAUGUAAAUUUGUACAAAAGCUUUGCAUUGUGUAGAAAUUGCUUGUCCUGAAAUUCAGAUGGAAUUGUUGCUAUGCAUAUAAGAUCAAUACUGAUAUCAUAGGAUUAGUAGUAUUAGUUUCACUUUUAUAUUUCAACUUUUGACGUUUUGAUACAGCCAAUGCGAUGCCUUAUGUAUUAUGACAUAGGCGAUGUUAGCUUGUUUUGAACAGAUGUGUCAUUUUUAAAUAAGAUCUUGUGUCAGUUUCCUAAACUCCAUUUUCUUGCAAAUGUUUUAGAUAUGGACUCCAAAAACAGUCCGCUAACAGGUGAAUUUUCCUCCCAAAAAAUUGGAGUAACGUUCCACUGAAAAGUCCGGAGACAUUUCCAGUCACUGUGGCCAAAUUACCGUACUGUGGUUUUGGUCGAGUGAUGAAUCAUUAGAUCUGGUCUUAAAAAUCCUGCUGAAAAGUGACAACAUGCCAUUUCAAAUCCUGUGAUUGUGUAUGCUUUCUUCCAGAACCUAUAAGAGGUCGAUUUGGGCAGUAAUGUGUUAAUAUGAUUUGUUCAGGGUGCUGGGAAACAACAAAGAUAUUGAUCGGAAUACCAAACUUAGUAUCAGAUUCAGAUAUGUUGCAACUGCGUGAGAAGCAGAUGUCAAUGGGGGAUUAUUGCACAACGUCAGCUUGCCCUGUCAGCAUUUUGUGACUUUGAAGGUAUUUUGUAAAUAUGCUAACCAAAGCUGUACAAAAAAAUAAAAAAAAUAAAAAAAUAAAAAAAUAGAUCAUCUUUAUUUUAAUUUUUAAAUAAUGAACAACUUUUACAAAUUAAAGACACACCAGCCUCUCCUCCCCCAUUAAAUCCUUACUACAGAAUCAGACACAAAAAGAAAUCAAGCAAAGCUGACUGAGUUUUCAGGCAGAGGAAACACAAAUGAGCAAAAAACUUUGUCAGAGCUGACAUGUUUGUGCUGUAAAUCUGCUGCAGUUAUAACUUAUGUCUGUUUUUAUAUGCAUAUUAUUCUUAGGUUUUUCUUUUCCUAUGAUAUGAGGGCAAUGUAAGUCUUACUUUAGAGUUACCAGGAUUACUUUACUGCACAAAAUGACAUGCAGUCUUCUAUGUAGAGCAUUACUCAGCAGAUAAUAUUACUGUAUACCCUGAUAUUAUUUAAUCAAAGCUUACUAGUGUAUUUGCGUACAUAACAGUAUAUAACUGGAUACCACCCUGCAUGUAUUUGCUUUUGUUUUAUGCUGCUGGAAUAUUGGUUGCAGAGAAUCUGGAGUUUGAAGUUAAAAAUGUAAUAACUUCAAACUCGUUAUGUUUUAAUUCUGUUUUUUUCUUUGACAUCUAGAAGUAAGAUUGAUCCAGCACCAUAAAAAGCCACAUGAUAAUAAUUUGUCAUUAUAUUCCUUAUGUUGUUCAUAUAUUUUACUCAUGCACAAUAAAUGUAUUGCUUUAAAAAAUAA